Messenger RNA from Physcomitrium patens, 2234 nucleotides. RefSeq names its product aspartic proteinase 36. NCBI's taxonomy places the organism in Eukaryota, Viridiplantae, Streptophyta, Bryopsida, Funariales, Funariaceae. Gene Ontology annotation, biological process: proteolysis. Gene Ontology annotation, molecular function: aspartic-type endopeptidase activity. The record is from RefSeq and is a predicted model, not a curated record.
CUGUUUCGAGAAGUUCAAUCUGUUGUUGUGGGAGCUUCGCGUGGGUGGUAGGUUAACGGAAGACAAUCUAGUCGCCUCAAGGAAAGCCGCUGGACAGUGGACGCGGCAAGCAUGGUCACCACAAGUGUGCUUGCUUGCGAACUGCUUUGUGUCACUCGUCUCAUCUAGAGCUUGCGACUUGUCGGAUUCCGCGUCCGCCCUUCACGGACCCUCCACCUGUUUUUGUCUAUGAUCCUCGUCGUUGCUCCUCUAAUUUCGCUCGGAAUGACACGGUAACCAGGAAAGUAUGGGGUAGACUCACUUUUCCCUCUCCCUCUCUCGCUCUCGCUCUCUUUUCCCUCUUUCUUGCUUCUGGGCUUCCUCUCCUUCCCUUAAGUGCACUUCUCAUUGCAUCCCCCUCAGAUUUAGGACGCCUCCGGCGCUUCUCUUUACUGUUUAGUUCUGUCUUCAUUGUGCUCAUUGAUCUGCCACAAAGUAUAAAUACUUCUGCGAGAGAGUAUGAUGCAAUCCAGUUGGAGGUGGUGGAUUCAGUACUUUUGAAUUCUGAGUUGAUUUACAAUCAUGGGGUGGACCAUACAAAUCGUGAGGAUUGCGCUGCUUGGGAUCUUGAUGGUAGCAUCGAUGGACGAGCUUACUAUGGUCGCCCAAGCUCAACAGUUUAGUUUGGUACAUGGAUAUGCCCAUCUGGAAGGCUCUCCUGCCUCUAGAAGGGAUCAGCACAUGUCACGUGAAUAUUUUGAAACGCUCAAGGCUCACGAUCGUCGACGCUUGGCUGCCGUUGUCGACUUUCCUCUCACUGGAGACGAUGAUCCCUUCGUGACUGGGUUGUACUAUACAAAGAUUUAUUUGGGCACUCCUCCAGUAGGUUACUACGUGCAAGUGGACACCGGUAGCGAUGUAACUUGGUUGAACUGCGCUCCUUGCACCUCUUGCGUUACCGAAACCCAACUUCCAAGUAUCAAAUUAACAACGUAUGAUCCAUCAAGAUCAUCGACCGACGGGGCCCUUUCAUGCAGAGACAGCAACUGUGGCGCUGCUUUGGGUAGCAACGAGGUCUCUUGCACAAGUGCAGGAUAUUGUGCGUACUCCACUACCUAUGGCGAUGGGAGCUCAACCCAGGGCUAUUUCAUCCAAGAUGUCAUGACCUUUCAAGAGAUUCAUAACAACACCCAGGUUAAUGGCACCGCCAGUGUAUAUUUUGGGUGUGGAACGACUCAAUCUGGAAAUUUACUGAUGUCGUCGCGGGCGUUAGACGGGCUUAUAGGCUUUGGCCAGGCAGCGGUCAGCAUUCCCAGCCAACUGGCAUCUAUGGGCAAGGUCGGUAAUAGGUUUGCGCACUGCUUGCAAGGGGACAACCAAGGAGGCGGCACCAUAGUGAUUGGCUCCGUUUCGGAGCCCAACAUUUCCUACACUCCCAUCGUGAGCCGGAAUCACUAUGCAGUAGGGAUGCAGAACAUUGCAGUGAAUGGAAGAAACGUCACAACGCCGGCAUCCUUUGAUACCACAUCAACAAGUGCGGGAGGCGUUAUCAUGGACAGUGGCACUACAUUGGCUUACUUAGUAGAUCCUGCAUAUACCCAAUUCGUGAACGCAAUAGUAGCUGCUGCCCCGGUUCCUGUCACAGUUGUUACUUCGAGUAGUUCUGAAUCGAUUUGUUGGAUCUACACUGGCGACCUUCAAGCUGAUUUUCCUACAGUGAAGCUCUUUUUUGAUGCUGGAGCAGUCAUGAAUUUGACUCCUCGAAAUUAUCUGUAUUCGCAACCGUUGCAAAAUGGGCAAGCCGCUUAUUGCAUGGGUUGGCAGAAAAGUACGACAAAAGCUGGUUACCUUUCUUAUUCAAUACUUGGAGACAUUGUGCUAAAAGAUCAUCUUGUCGUGUACGAUAACGAUAACAGAGUGGUCGGGUGGAAAAGUUUCGACUGCACUAAAUCCAUAAGAGUGAGUGCUGACAGCAGCACCUCUCCAAAUGAAGUGAUGCCGAAGUUAGGUGCUUCUGGAGCUGGAGCCUCAAGAGAGAUCAGUACCCAUGUCCUAUUAUUGUGUCUGCUAUUUGCAAUGUUGAGCAUAUAUAGCUAACCCUCAUUAUUUGCCAAUUGUGAAAAUCUGAGCUCAGUGUUCAGGCACUGUAAGUGCAAAAUUGACAUGAUUUAAGAGUAGAUAAUGAUUUUGAAUGUCUUUUUAAAGACAUGCUUACUCUUCAAAAUGCAUCUGUUCAAACAACAGUGUUUCCAUUG